AUGUCGCACCACGCUCGAGUUGAGGAGUUAUCUGACUCUGACCCUGAUGAGGUCGCCCCCUCGGAUUCCUCCCUCUCCGAAGAUAUUGUCAUCCAGCCCGCCCCAGUGCCGCAGGCAUCAGUUCCGACUCCGUCCAACAUACCGCAGAUGACCCAGGUGCCGGAGCCUCAGCGCGAGAUCCCUAAGCACUACCAGUGCCUCUACCCAGUCUAUUUCGAUAAAUCUCGGUCGCGCGCAGACGGCCGCAAGGUCGGCUCAGAGCUUGCGGUGGAGAACCCGCUGGCUCGUGACAUCGUGGAUGCCGUGCAAAUGCUGGGCCUGCAGGCGGGCUUGGAACCCGAGAAGCUCCAUCCGAAGGAUUGGGCGAACCCUGGACGAGUGCGAGUGCUGCUCAAGAAUGAAAAUGGCCAAUUGGUCAACUCCAAGAUCAAGAACAAGCAUCAUCUUUAUAUCCUCGUUGCUCAAUAUCUGAAGGCCCACCCUACCACCGAACAAUCCCCGUACCGUCUCCGAAUUCGCGGCUUGCCCAUGCCUGAAAAGCUUCCUCCUGCGCCAGCCGCCCCGCGCGGAUGGAAGAUUGGCAAGAUCCUGCCGAUCCAUUCGCCGGCUUACAGUGGCGGCGGUGUCAGUGACAACCCCUUCAAGGAUGCUAUGGCUGAAAUGCAGAACCUCCAGGGUAUUCCCGGCAUGCCUUCUAUCCCUGGGAUGCCCGGUAUGGAUAUGCUCGGCAUGGGAGAGGGUUCCGGCUCUGGUACAGAAAAGAAAAAGAAGGACAAGAAGAAGGGAAAGGCCUGA
Molecule: messenger RNA, 795 nt
Organism: Penicillium macrosclerotiorum
Lineage: Eukaryota; Fungi; Ascomycota; Eurotiomycetes; Eurotiales; Aspergillaceae
Product: RNA-binding signal recognition particle subunit SEC65
Exons: 2
Coding region: 1-795 (264 amino acids)
Biological process (GO): SRP-dependent cotranslational protein targeting to membrane; SRP-dependent cotranslational protein targeting to membrane, signal sequence recognition
Cellular component (GO): signal recognition particle, endoplasmic reticulum targeting
Molecular function (GO): 7S RNA binding
Source: RefSeq, a predicted model, not a curated record